Messenger RNA from Nilaparvata lugens (brown planthopper), 5127 nucleotides. RefSeq lists its product as uncharacterized. The record is from RefSeq and is a predicted model, not a curated record. The transcript has 7 exons. Bases 1338 to 5054 code for a protein of 1238 amino acids. Lineage: Eukaryota; Metazoa; Arthropoda; Insecta; Hemiptera; Delphacidae.
UUAUAUUUCGAUCAAGGAUUCAAGGAAUGCGACGUGCGUCGCUGGUUACUGUCACCACACAACAUUUUAUAGUUUGAUAGAAUCUUUUUUAGUUUCCGAAAGGAAAAGUGGUUAGCUCGCUAUUCUAAUAAUACAUAACUUUUUAAACCUGUGAUCGUCGCUCAAGAUGGAAGGAACUUGAAGUUUUGUUUUUUUAUGUGUUGUGACAGCCAAGUUUAGUCGUUUUACAGUUUGUUCUGUUACAUCUUAUUUUUAAAUCUAUGACUGUCAUGAUCAUGUUUAGUUUGCAAUUGUGUCUUUGAUCGGUGAAUAAAAUAAACAUUCUUGCUCAGAGGUGCUAACGUCAUUAUCUAAUGAAGAAGAGGUGUAUUUUUUACUAUUUCACAACGAACUAUUCGUAAGAUAUUCGUUAACAUAACCUACGGUUCUGAUAGUUUUAGUGAACAGUUGUGAUACUACACUGGACCAAUUUCUACUAUUCAUGUGAAGUUAGGAAGCUCUAUUACUGUUUGAACAGUGUGUGCUACUACAGAUGCUUGCCAACAUUCAAAGAAAGAUGAAAGAAAUUAUAUUAUUUUAAAAAUAAUUUGUAGUUACCCAUGUGCUCCCUGACAAAAAAAUAAUUUUGUUUCAAAAUUUAACUCCUUAUAAAAUCUUUUUAAAAAUUAAUACAAUUUCUCCCAUCAAGAUCAACUUUGAGAUCAUACUAUCCUUAUUCUUCCGUUACCUUCAAGGAUCGUAAAUCAAAUUUUUCGAAAUUUUUAUAGAUAAUAUAUUAUUUUUUAGCCAUCUUAAAGAUACAUUUUUUACUCGAUUGUAAAUAAUAGUCAUUUUUUAUUUUAUUUGAAAAUUUAAUAUUCAAAUUGCUUAAUCCUAAUACUAUAUUGUAAGAAUAAUAAUUGAAAUAAUUUUGCUUAUUAAAUAAUAAUUGAUUUGCAUAUAUUCAUUGCUCGUUAGCCUCGCUUUAAUUCUUGAUUAAAAAAAUCAUCAUUGUUGAUAUAUUUCUUGCCAGUUUAUUUCCUUUUUAAGCCCAUAUUUUCAUUUUUUAUACUGUUUUUAUUCCAUACUUUUAUACAUUAUUUGACAAUUUUUAUACCCUUGAAAAAUUUUUCUAAAAGAAAAAACAAUUAUUUUCAGUCUGGUUUUUAUUUUAAUUUGAAACUUUGCUCAUCCAUUCAUGAUUUACAUAAUUAUACUUGAUAGUUCUAAAAACAUCAACUUUUUAUCAACUCAUAUUAAUACAAGCCGUGGAUAAACUGUUCAAUUAGGUGGGUAGGUUUUCAAUCAUUACUGCUGACAGCAUAAAUACACAUAAUUUAAGAAAUCUAUGAUUAAAAAUGGCGGCAAUUGUUGAUUCACGUUCUUUGGAUAGUGACAUUUCGUAUUGUCGCACAUCUAGCAGUCUGCAUAGCUACUCUUCAGCCAUUUCUACAAAUACAACCGAUAAUGAACGUCUUACGCCCAGGACAUUUCUUGAGAGGUACUCUCUUCCCCGAGUGGUGAAGAUUGUGCCCCAGGAACCAGUGGAGGAAGCUGAUAGAGGAGUCGGAUCUCUGAUGUCUCUGCUCUCGGGAGAACUGCUCAUGUAUCAGCAGUACAGAAGCGGGAAGGUUGAGGCGAGUAGCCUCACUAAAUCCAAGACCGGAGAGCGUGUUGUGACAUCGGUCGUCAUACCCGAUACUUACCAAGGAUGGUUUUCCGUGGUAACUGAACGUCACCAAGUGAAAGCCAGGUGUUACAACUCAAUCCAGAGGCUGGUGUCAGCACGAGUUACCGUUUUUCUCAUCAUGAGUGAAGUUGUCGGAUAUACUCAGAACAGUUGUCGAACUAACUCUGGUGGUAUGCGACAGCAGUACUCGAAAAUGGUGUUGAAAUGUGGCAGCGUCCUGAAGCUACUCGCCGUCUACCAGGACAUCACUAGUGAGUCGACAGCUCGAAGCAAGCGUCUUUCCUGGCCACUCAUUGGACGUCAUCAAACCAACCGUUAUGCUCAGUGCUUAUCAAGCAACGACCAGGUUGUUUUCAUUUCUGUAACCCAACAUGGACAAUUCUAUGCUGUGGCUACAGCAUCUGGAAUGUUAGACGACACCGUUUCCAGGGUCUAUCAACUACCCAAGCUCCUCAGAACGUUUCCUUUGCCAGUUCGAGUCUGCAUUGUAACCCCCAACAAACCUCAAGGUUCUAUGCUGCUUGAAAGCUACCGCAAAGAGGAUGUUAUCCUGACAUGUCUGCUAGAUUCGUUUACUGAAGUGUCGACGUCUGAAGACGCAGACGAGCAGGGUGGAACUUCCACCACUCAGUUUCGUCUACUUGAAAUGGACGUCGAUUCCAAGUUUUACGUUGUCAAACUCGGUCCACGAGAACUCGACGAGAAACGUCUGUUUCAUUCGGGACUUGUCCAACGCGGUUUGCGCUAUUGCCGUGAAAAUCACGAAACAUGGGCCAGACAACUGAAAUUCAUUCACCACAUCUACCCACGAAAUUGCGAAGAUGUCUCAGCAGUGGUCGCUAAGAAAACCAGCUCAAAACCUGCCAGAAAAAUCUCUCUCGGUGAUAAGAAGACCGUAAAAUCAGCCUCUUUCAGAUUCUCAACGUCUUUCCCUGAAGAUCUACGUCCUGUACUGCGAAAACAAAAACCGAGGAAGACCGAACCGAGAACCUUGAUGGAGUCUACGCUCAGCAAUGACAACACUUCAUACUACAAUAAUGAUGAACAAUUUUACAACGAAAUUUAUUCAAAUGUACCUGAUGCCGACGAUUAUGUUAAUUAUCGUGAGAACAAUAAAAAUUUGAAAGAUAUUAGUGUUGGCGUAGUGAACGAUGGGCUAGGGUAUGUUCAUUACAGUAAUAGGCAAGAAGUAGAGCAGCAUAUUGGCAAUAACCAGAGACAAUAUGAGCAACUUAUAACGUUCCAAUCCAACAAAAAGGUUGACACUAAAAAACCGAAUGAAGAAAUUGUGUCUAGAGAUAGGCAUAUAACAAAUGAAUCCAACUUCACAGAGGAAAACACUGGCGAUUCUUUUGGGAAGAACGUUAUAGAGGGUUUCGUCAAUAGUGAUGUUGUUACUGGUGACUCCAGAGCUUGGGAACAGACAGCGUUGGAGAGACGUCAAGACAAGAGAAUUGAAAACAAUGUUUCUCAACAAAUGGUUGCAUUUGGAAAGAACGUUCCAGUCGAUAGCAAAAGGAUCUCAAGUCAAAGCAACUAUUAUUGCUACAAUAAAACUGUUGAAGAUGUUGGAAGAAACUUCAGCAAGCUAAUGCUAUUUAAUGACCAGCAGAGCUCUGUCAAAAGUAAAACCAGCCUGCGAGAGAGUGACAAAGAAAUAAUUGCUGAGAGUAAACCAAUGCCCCAAAACUUUGAUGCAAGAGCCAGUUAUAAAGAUUUUGAUAGGAGUAGAAUGGAUAGGACUGGUGUUUCUGGAAAAUUAGAACUCAGCAGGGUAGGAAGAAGCCAGGAAAGUAAUUCAAGCAAAGACAGAAUAGAACGUGCUAAUGAUGAGAAAUAUUUUUCAGAGGAAGUUUUUGAUGAUACUAGGAACAAUAUGUUGACACCAGCUUCCCAGUAUAAUCACUCUAACCUUGCUUCAAGAUCCGGUGAUAAUUGUCACGUGCUGGUUAACAGAAACGACUUCCUAGAGAAGUCACAUACAACAGUUUGGGCAAGUCCUGUUGUAGCUGAAAACAGUAUUCAAAAAUCAGUUGUACUUGAAUCUUAUGAUAAUGCCACAAAACACAAAGUGUCCCCUGCAGUUGGUUCAGUAAAACUUAGUGCUUCUCCAUUAAGAGUUGGGAGACCGUUUUCGACUGGAAUCAAACCGCCUAGAGCAAAUAUCGACUCACAAAACAAAAUUGUUAAUCAGGAUGAGACGAAAAUCAACAGACAAGUAAGACCCGUACCUGUGGUACCCAGGACCAGAAUUCGUACAGUUCAACAGAGACAGAUCAAAGUAACAGAACAAGAAACCAGUUCAUCCAGAAAUCCUCCAGUUUUUGUUUCAACUGCAAUUCUUCAUCCAUCGAGUUAUAGUAAUUCUCCUAGAGCAGCAGAACGAUCAUCACUUAUUGAAAUUUCAGUAAGCAGAGAUGCAACCGCAACGAAAAUAAAUGAAGGCACCGGUGAUAUUAAGAGAAGUAGAAAUUCGAAAGAAUUGAAUAGUGAACAAAUUCUGAGAAGCUCCAGGAGAUCAGAAAUCAAAAAAGUGUCUUCGGAUCCAAUCGACCAACAGGCUUCUUCUAAUCAGCUUGAUGUUAUUGAAAGGAGGAGUGUUGAUUAUAGUGAGAGAAGUGUACGGAGUGAAAAUGCUCUGGCAGAAAAUAUUCCACAACAGCAAUCGAGGCACAGUAGUGAUGAGGUUACCAACACAGGAAUCCACAGUCAGUCAGACUCAAAAAGCUACAAAAAUAGCAGAGUCUCUGUGUUUGAUGAAAGUAGUCAAACUGACGUAGAAAGUGUUCUCAAGUUGAGUAACAACUUGAGAGUGAGAGAGAUUGACAGAGCAUCAGUGAAUAUGGAUUCGACCAGGAUGACAUCUGGUGUUGGUGAGGUUAACAAUAUAGAAGAUAAUUGGAGUUUGAAGAAUGAGAACGAUGGAAACGAUUUCAAGACAAAGAUCAUGAUUGAGGAUUGUCGGUACGGUGUGAUUGGUGCUAAAAACGGCAACAAAUGUUCUGAAGGUAGUAAUGAGAAAGUUUGUAAUGAGGAGCGCAUGUACCGUGUGGUUCGCAAACCUGUGCCUUGUCCCAACAUAAUCAAACCAUUCUACAAAACGCGAGUCCAGAUUGGACCCGACUUUUCAUCAUCAACUGAUGUCCCAUACUCGGUUGUUGUUGACCAGAUAUCAACGGCUACUGAUGUCGGAUCAGCUGAGGAGAACAUUUAUGCGGAGAUCACCGGUGAUUCUUACCAGUCGCCUAAUCGUGGAUAUUUUUCGUUUGCAUGUGAAAGGCGGAAAGUGACACCCAGAUAUGACUACCGUGCCAGUGGUGGCAGUGACGGAACAUUCUCCAAUACAACCACGUCUUCGUCCAACGCUGACGAAUCCAGUGUUUGAUCAAAUUUGCUAUUUUGUAUAAAACUUUUAUAUAUAUUUGUAUAACAAUAAAGUAUUAUAUAUUCAGUAUUCA